Cylicocyclus nassatus is the source of this 643-nucleotide messenger RNA. The record is from the annotation of a GenBank genome assembly. Lineage: Eukaryota; Metazoa; Nematoda; Chromadorea; Rhabditida; Strongylidae.
AUGGUCGGCUUAUGGAAAAAUGGCUCCUUACUCAUUGCCACUAUACUUGAACAUUUUGUAUUGUCAAUGUAUUGUGUACUGCUGGUUUUAUUUGCUGCGGUUACAUGCCGUCGGAGAAAAACUGCAGCAAAAGAGAUAAGACCUUCAAUACGAACAUUUUUAGCGGACAGAAAGGCAAAGUCGGUUGGGAUGGAUUCUGGCUCUCUGGCCGAUGACCCUAAACAAGAACAAAAUGUCAAAGAUAAGGUGCAGAAUGAAGAAAAAUUUGUAGAAGAAAAGAAAACACAAGCGUCAGAACAGCAGUUACUGGACGUCGCUCAAGAAAUGUAUCAAAAGCAACAAACGAGAUUGGCUGAGACGCAGAGGAUAGACCAGGAUGGAGAUGAUUUGGUUGUCACUGCACGUCGGGCACUAGCUUCAACUUCCACCAAGGAAAAAGAUGCGACCAGAAAUUCGACGAAGAAAGAUAAACCACCAUCUGCUCGCUUGCCUACGGACGCAACUCAGGACAUGAGCAUAGUGGAAAAGUCAAAGAUGUACAAGAUUAGAAAAGGUGAAAUCGCUAUAUGAGAGCAAAGAUUGCGAUGUUAGAAAUUCGAAAUGACUCAUUAUUGAUUCAUCACUGUUCAUCGACUAAUAAAGC